GGGGAUUCAGCUGCCAAAAUAUGUUCUUGGUUGUAGCGAAAAUGUUCCUAAAAGCAUUGAGGUGCAUGACGUCAAAGCUAUUGCUGAGCUACAUAAGGCAGGUCAAAUUACUCGACAAAUUCUCAAGGAAAUCGGUUUAUUGAUUAAACCAGGGAUUUCGACUGCUGAUAUUGAGCUGUUAGUGAUCAAUAAAUGCAUCGAGAAAGCAGUGUACCCUUCACCUCUAGCCUUUGAGGGAUAUCCUUGGUACGUCCCAAAUUUCCUCUUAGCUUCGCAAUCAUCGAUGCUGAUAAAUCCGUUAAACGGUGAUCAGCAAGCAGGUCCAUCAAAUUGUGUAUGUACGUCGCUCAACGAUGUUGCAAUCCACGGGAUUCCCUCCGAACACGAUAUUCUUCGAUCAGGGGACCUCUUGUCGGUCGACGUAACAGUUUUUACCGGGAAAGCUCACGGCGAUGCCUGUGAAACAUUUUUGAUUUGUGACGAGGACACUUUAUCGGUCAACUACACACAGAAAAGGCAUCUUAUUGCUUGUGCUCGCCGUGCUUGUGAAUCCGGUAUUGCCGUGUGUGGCCCUGGGGUUGCCUUUGCUGCAAUUGCGGAGUCUAUUUCGCAGGAGGUUUUUGAAAUGGGCUGUCGUGUUGUCGCUGGAAUUGGAGGCCACAGCAUUGGCGAUUACUUUCAUGGACCACCCUAUGUUGCUCAUUCAGUCUUCGAAAGGGAGUCGCAAGAUGCUGGAGUCCGAAUGCUACCUGGGCACGUUUUUACCAUUGAACCCGUUAUCGCCACUGCUGCGCAACUCACUAAUGGCGAUACCGAUGAGGUGAUUAGGAACGUCGCUUUACCUGUUGUCUCCACGAUCGAUAAUUUUUCGGUCCGCACAACUGACAGGGCGCUCACGGCACAAUUUGAAGAAAUGGUCCUGAUCACAGAAGAAGGCGUUCAUGUUUUGACUCGCUAG
Molecule: messenger RNA, 958 nt
Organism: Mesocestoides corti
Lineage: Eukaryota; Metazoa; Platyhelminthes; Cestoda; Cyclophyllidea; Mesocestoididae
Source: the annotation of a GenBank genome assembly